Messenger RNA from Amborella trichopoda, 312 nucleotides. RefSeq lists its product as uncharacterized. The record is from RefSeq and is a predicted model, not a curated record. NCBI's taxonomy places the organism in Eukaryota, Viridiplantae, Streptophyta, Magnoliopsida, Amborellales, Amborellaceae.
AUGGGAUACCAGCGACUCGGCCGAGAACAUGCGGAAGAACGCACCAAGGCAAAGACUGUUGGUUUUCAAGUAAGGGUAAAGAGAACCAAAGCUGUAACCGUGAACAUUUCGAGGGGGAUGCAGGGAAAUAAGUCAAAAUUGUCGACAAUUGAUGGUAAAGGUGGGGCAAACCAUCCAGUUUUGAGCAAUUUUGUUGGGAAAGGAAGGAGGAAGGUGACUUCCAGGCCCGAAAUUUUCAGGUAUUUGGAGUAUAUGAAGGAGAGUGGAAGGUGGGAGCCUGGCUCUGAGAGGCCUGUAAUAUAUUUUCCUUAG